AUGAGAGUAAAAUCAGUAGGUAUUAGGGUUAAAGAUUAAUCUAAACUUGGGAAAAAGGUUUUAAAGCCAAAUAAAUAUGCGAAUAUUUAUAAAAAAAGAGUGGGGCUUUAAGAAAUCUCUCCAUUUUUGAAGGAAAAAGCUAUGUUAAGAAACGAUUUAGCUAAGGAUAUAUAAAAACUAUCAGAAAUAAUUGAUCUACACAAACAAAAUGAGGCCAAAAGGUAAAUAACUAUCUAAGUCAAUGAAUAUUAUGCUAAAAAUGUAUCAAAGAAGUUAAAUUCUAACUCUAAUUAAGAGUAUAGAUAUCUCAAAAAGCGCAAGACUAAACAAUAAAUAAGGAUGAUUAUUCAAAAGUAACUUUAUCCCCAUUUAAUAGAUUUGAUUACCAAUCUUUUCGCUGCUCAACAUUUUAUUGAAGGAGAAAAGAUUUCAAUAAAAGAAUAGAUGAUGAGCUUAAAAGAAUAAGUAAGACAACCAUAUCAGGAAGAUUUAGAAUAAUCAUUAAGAAAGGUAUUUAUGCAAAAAUUAGCAUAAAAAAAUAAGGUAAUUAAUAUAAAUGAGAUUAAUAAAGGUAUUAGUGUACCUAGUACUUAAAUAGUUGAAUUUAAUGUUAAAGAAGAAAUAGACUCAAAAGAUGGCAAUGCUUAAUUUAAAAAAGAUUAAUUUAAAAAUUGUAAAUAAGAGUGUUUGAAUGAAAAAAAUGUUAAUACAAACCAAAUUUAUGAAUAAGUAGAACUUUCAAAUGAAAUAACAGGCUUUAAUAUAGAAAAAAGUAGAAAUUUUGAAUCAUAAGUUAGGUUCUAUCACUAUGAAAAGAUUAAAGAAUAUUCAAAUGAUAUUAAAUUCUUAUCUAAUCAAACUAAUGGUGAAAUGAAUUAGAAUCAACACAUUAGUAAAAAGCACUAAUUAAAUUUAUCAGAAAUAAGCUUCCUCUAAUAUUCAUAAAGCUUAAAAAUUCACAUGUAGUAAUAGUUAAGCAUUAAAAAAAAUAUUUUUGACAUGAAAAAAGAGGCAUUCCAAAAAGAAUGCUUUAGCAAUAACUAGAUUUAAUUCUCCUGUGUUACAAAUUAACAACAUUAAUAAUCAAUAAUUAAUUCAACAUUGAUUUUAGAAGAUAAGUUGUUAGGAGGAGGAGGAGUUUGUGGAAGUAAAUCAAAAGUCGGACCUUUAGAAUCAAGAAUAGAGUAAAAAUAGAAAAAAAUGAAGUAAAUCAUAAAUGGGAAAGGGUAACUUGAAAUAGAUUUCUAAAUUUAGAGUGAUAACAAUGAUGAUCAAGAAGUAGAUGAUAUAUUCAAAGAUUUUAAUGAAUAAUAUAAUAAGUAUAUUAAUACUUCAAAAGUCAGUGAAAAAGUAAUAGAAACUCAUGUUAGAUUAAUAAUUGAAGAUUCUCUACAUAAAUUUAGAGAAUAAAUAGUUUAGUAAGACAUUAGACAUAAAGUUAUUGAUAUGAUUAACUUAUUAAUCAAUUAUUUACUCAUUAUUAGAUAAAAUAACUCAACUUAAUCAAUACAAUCUGAUAUUAAUUAAGUAACUGAUAAGCUGGAAACACUAAUUAUAUAUUGCAAAGAAAAUAAAGAGAGACACCCUUGCUUAGAUCUUUAUUAAUACUUUGAGAUUUUAAAGACUUUGAAUUCUUAAAGAUAAGGCUUAGAUGAAGCAAACAAAAGUGUUGCAAUAUAGAUCAUUUAAAAAGUUAUUUAAGUUACUAAAUUUGGAGCAGGAUUUGUUAGUAUUGCAGGAGCUAUCAAAAAUUUAACAGAAAUUAACUUAAAAGAAAUAAAUGAAUUUAUUAAUCAAAUUAAAUAAAUAGUUCAAAAACUUACUUCUGAUUCUUCAACUGGUGCUAUAAAAAUAGGACUUGAUAGCUAUUCUGACUAUAACUCCAACAAUAUUGCUAAUAAUAUGUAAGCCUUGUGGCUAAGAAAAGUUCAAUACAUGGGAGACAGUCUUUCUCAAAGCGAUCCUAUUUAAGAAAUAAUCUUUUAUCUGGAAGAGUCUCCAAAAAUAAUAAAUAAAGAUACUCAACUAUUUAUUUAUAUGCAAUUAAAUUAUCUGUUAUCAAAAUAAAAAUUGGAAGAUAAUUUUAAAAAACUAUCUGAGGUGUUCAAAGAUUCGAAUAAAAAUGAAUUAAUAACUAAGUUAUCAAAUAGUUUACAAGUAAAAGAAUUUUCUGAUAGUGUCAUAGAUAAGCUUAAAAAUAUAGCAAAUCUGAUUGCACAAAACAAUCAAUUUAGAUAUAUAAAAGCUUAGUUGCUUUUAUACUUUGCUCAAAUUAUUUAACUGACCAACAAGAAUGAAUUUACUGAUAUUAUGACUGACAUAAUAUCUAAUUACUUACAAGAGAAAUAAAAGUCUGUGAAGAUUGUUUAUAGAAACAAUUAGAUUAUGGCAGAUUUCAUUCAUAAUCAUCUUAAUAAAACUUAAAUUUUAACUUAAAUAGACUAGUUCAAGUAAUAAAUGGCCAAGCAUUUAGAUAAUAAGUAAUAGUACAAUGACUUUGCAUAUGAUAUUUCAAAUGAAAAAGAAUUAGAUAGGUAGCUUGCAAAGUAUUUUGUAGAAAUGUGGGAACAAAGUGUUAAAUAAAGAUAGAAAAAGCUCGAAAUAACUCAUAAAGACGAUGUAUUAUUGGAAGCAAUUCAUUUAUAUGUUAAUUAAUAGAUUACUUACUCUGAAGGUUAUAAAAUUGAUACAAAAGAAAAAGAUGCUGUCAAAUAAAUUAUAUAAUAAUUCCUCAUCCCUAACUUUGUAUUAUCUUAAGAUGACAUUUAACAAUAAAAUGAGAACCAACAAAAUUUACAACGAUCUAAUUAAUCUUCAUGUAAAAUCAUAUCAAUUUUAGCAGAAGGAGGUUCUGGAAAGUCGAUGCUUUUAAAAAAGUUAGAAUUUGAACUAUUAAAUCGUGAUUCUGAAUAUACAAAAGAUUUCAGAUCUGAGUUCAUACCAUUUAUUAUCAAGUUCAACUCUUUAGAUAGAGAAAAACCAUCUAUUGAAGACUAUCUAGAGUCCCUUAAUAUUAAGAGAAAAGAUAUUGAUAAUUUAAAGAAAUCUGAGAGAAAUAAAUUAAUCAUGCUUGAUGGUUAUGAUGAAUAUACAGGAAACUAUUUUAAGGUUUACUAAAAAUUAUAACUUAAUGAAUGGGUAAAUACUCUAGUUAUUGUUACUUCUAGAUUAGAAAAAAUAACAGUUUCUGAUGCUAAACUCUACUUUAAUUACUAUGAUUAGUAAGGUAACUAAGGUGAUAAUAAUUCAUUUUCAAUUUUAAAACUUGAAAAAAUAACAGUUGAAGAUAUCAAUGACUAUUUGUAAAAAUAUAAAAAACAAUCAUAAAACCAAAAAGAUUUUAAUCCAUAAAGUCAUGAUAAACUGCAAGAAAUUAUAUUUAAAAACAAAUAAUUAACUAAUUUACUUAAGCUUCCUAUCAAUUUGUAUCUUACAACUAGAAUGAUUAUAGAUAUAAAUCUUAAUGAUGAGAAUACUUCAAAAGCAUUUUAGGAGUUUUCUGACUAGAUUGAGAUACAAGAAUUAUUUUUCUCAUAACAAUUCAAAAAAUAAUCUCAGAUUUUUAUUGAACAACAGUAAUAAUUAAAACUAAAUGAGAAACAAAGAUAAGAAUUAUUGGAAAAAAUAGAAUCCUGCUACUUUGAAUACUUCUAGUCUAUAGCUAUGCAUAUGUUCAUUUAAAAAGGCUAAAAAUCAAAUUACCUUUCAAUAACAAGAGACUCUAUUCAAUUUAAGCCUAGAGAAGAUGUUUCUGCUUUCUUCAAAUAAAAUAAAUUAAAGAUAGAUGAUAUCAUUAAAAAACUGCAUAAUUAUGUUGAUUCUAGAGCUAUUACAAAGAUUAAAUUGAAACUUGAUGAGGAUAAUGCUGAGAGUUCUUAAAAUGAGAAACAGAAAGUAAAAGAUGACGAAACAUAAUAAGAAUUUGAGUUCAGACAUAAAUCACUCUUUGAAUAUUUUGCUGCUAGGGCAAUAAAAUAUGAUUUUGAUCUGCAUAAAGAAAACAUCUUUAAAUUAGACAUUUCAUAACUUAAAAAAUUUAAUAUUAAUAAAAAAAUCAUCAUGAGUAACCAAAAAAAUUCAUCCGAACAAUAAAUUCUACUAAAACUUUACAAACUUAUGUUAUCAGAUAUUCAAUCAUCUUUUUUUAAGAAAACUUAUUAUUAAGAAGAUAUAUCUAAAGCAAAUAGGUAUAUUUAAUAUCUUAAAAAAUCCACAAUUUCAAAGUAAACUGAAAAGAGCGAAAUAGAUGUUGGAGCUUCUAAUUUAUUAUCAGCUCUCUAUCUUUCAAAAUUAUCAUAUCCUAGUUUGACUUUCAAAAAAUGUUCAUUUUCUUAGGCAUAUAUCAUUAAUGGAUCGCCUAAGCUUGCCAUAUUUAAUGACUGUAAUUUAAAUGAUUCACUAAUUUAUAGAUAAAACUUAGAAAACUUUGAAACUUCAAACACUAAAAAUGCAAUUUUUGAUAAUUUAUAAAAACACUUUGGUACUGAUGAUAUUUACUCAUUUAUGUAAGCCAUAUUUUAUAAGAAUACUCUUGUCACUAUCUCAAAAACUGGUUAUAUAAAUUAAUUUGAGAUUAAUCAAAAUAUAGAUUAAUGCUGUAAAAAACUAAAAUCAAAACAUAUUAUCAAUGAUACUUUAAAAAGAAUUUAUUUUAUUAACACAAAAAAUAUAUUUGUUGUUUUAGCAAGAAAGUCUCUAUUUGAGAUUAAUGCAGAAACUUUUGAUAUAAUAAACACUUUCUCUUUUAAUUAUAUUAUUAACAGUUUUGCAAUAAAUAACUCAAAAUAUAUUGUUACUUUUUAAAACUAUAGUAUAUUUUAUGGUGAUAUUUAAAAUGGCUUCACACUUCUUGAUUAAAUAAAAAUUUAAGCUGACUAAAUUUUAUCAAUUAAUAAUAAAAUUUUAACUUAUCAAAAUAAAGAAAUUAAUAUUUAUAAUUUGUCAAAUCUCUAGUUAGUUAAAAAUAUAAAAAAUUUUCCCUGUAAUUUUUACAUAGCUUCCUUAACACCUGAUGGCAAGUACCUUGCAGCAUAAUCAAGUGGCAAUACUUGCAAAAUAUGGAAUAUAGAAAAUGGAUUGGAACUCGUAUAUACAAUCCAAGAGCAUAAGGGUGAUAUUUAUUCUAUUUGUUUUUCUAAUGAUGGCAAGUAUCUAGCAACAAGUUCGGAAGAUAAAACUUGCAUGAUCUGGAAUGUAGAAAAGGGAUUUGAACUACUUCAGACUAUUGAAGAAAAGGAUCAUUCUUUUUUUUAAUAUGUUAGUUUUUCAUAAAAUGGUUAAUAUCUUGUGACCAUCUCUAGAGAUAUUAGUUGUAAAAUUUGGAGCAUAGAAAAAGGAUUUGAGUUUGUAAAUAAGAUUGAAGGGCAUACAUAAAUAGUUCAAUCAGUUGCUUUUUCUCCAGAUGGUAAGUAUCUUGCUACAAGUUCAUUUGAUUAAACUUACAAAAUCUGGAAUAUAGAAAAAGGAUAUGAUCUCGUAAAUACUAUUCAAGGACAUACAGAUAAGAUUACAUAUAUAACAUUUUCUUCUAAUAGUAAACUUUUAGCAACAGCUUCUUAUGAUAAAACUUGCAAAAUAUGGCAAGUUGAAAAAGGAUUUGAGCUAAUUAUUUCGAUUGAAACAGGAACUGAUUGGAUACCUUAACUUUCUUUUUCCACCAAUGGUAAGUAUCUUGCAGGGUGUUCUAAUGAUAAAACUUGUAAAGUCUGGAAUCUAGAGAAUCAUUUUGAGCUUUAGUAUUCAAUUGAAGGACAUACAGGUUGUGUAAAAUCAGUAGCUUUUUCUCCUGAUAGUAAGUAUCUUGCAACAGGUUCUCAUGAUAGAACAUUCAAAAUCUGGAAUGUAGAAUAAGGGUUUAAACUGGCAUAUAAUAUUGAAACGUAAUAGCAAUAAAUUCUAUCAAUAGCUUUUUCUCCAGACGGUAAGUAUCUUGCAUCAAGUUCUUAGGAUCAUACUUGUAAAAUUUGGAAUGCAGUGAAUGGAUAUGAAUUUAUAAAUAAGAUUGAAGGACAUACAGGAGAAGUCAAAUCAGUAGCUUUUUCACCAGAUAAUAAGUAUCUCGCAACAGGUUCUAACGAUCAUACUUCUAGAAUAUGGAAUGUAGAAAAGGGAUUUGAACUCAUAAAUUGUAUUAAAGACCAUAUGGGAUAUAUUAACUAAGUUGCUUUUUCUACAGAUAGCAAAUACGUUGUAACAGGUUCUGACGAUUAUACCUGCAAAGUCUGGAAUAUAGAAAAAGGAUUUGAGCUAAUUAAUAUCGAGGAAAAACAUAAAAGUAUAGUUUCUGCAGCUGCUUUUAGUAUAGAUGGCUAGUAUCUAGUAACUUGUUCAUAUGAUAAAACAUUCAAAAUUUGGGAUGCACAAAAAGAAUUUGAGCUUAUAAAUACAAAAAUAGCACAUACAAAAACAAUUAAAUAAGUUAGUUUUUCACAAGAUGGUAGAUAUCUAGCAACAUGUUCUCAAGAUCAAACCUGUAAAAUUUUCAAUGUAGAAAAAGGGUUUGAGCUCAUAAAAACGAUUGAACAAGGGCAUACUGGAUCUAUACUAACAGUUGCUUUUUCUUCAAAUAGCAGAUAUCUCGCUACAGGUUCAUAAGAUAAUACUUGCAAGAUCUGGGAUGUAGAUAAUGAAUUUGAGCUUAUAAAAUCACUUCAAGGUCAUACUGGUGAGAUUUUAAAAGUUUGCUUUUCCAUAGAUGAAAAGUAUCUUGCAACAUGUUCUUAAGAUAAUACAUGCAGAAUUUGGAAUGUUGAAAAUGAAUUUUAACUCUAUAUCACAAUUGAAGCACAUACAGAAUCUAUUGCUUGUAUUAAUUUUUCUCGAGAUGGAAGAUUUUUUGCUACAGGUUCUUGGGAUUAUACUUGUAAAAUCUGGGAUGUUAAAAAUGGAUUUCAGCUCAUGUACACUCUUGAAGGAUAUGCAGAAGGAUUUAGUGCACUUGCUUUUUCUAAAGAUAGUAAAUAUUUAGUAACAGGUUCAUUUGAUAGCAAUUGCAAGAUUUGGGAUAUACAAAAAGGAUUUGUGCUCAUUAACAUAAUUCAUACAUAUUAUACUUUUAUACACUCAAUUUAAUUUUCACCUGAUGGAAAAUACCUUACAAUAAGUUAAAAUAGUUGUACUAGCAUCUGGGAUUUAGAAAAAGGAUUUAAGUUCAUUAAUAUGAUUGAAGAAUGUGUACAAGACAUUUCUUCAUUUGCUUUUUCUGCAGACGGUAAUUAUUUUGGAGUUUCUUUAAGUGAAAAUAAAUAAAAAGUCUGGAAUAUAGAAACAGGAUUUGAUUUAUUGAGUAAAGAUGACAUAGAAAAGUAUAAUAUUAAGUUAAAAUCCAAUAUAAACUAAGAUAAAAAUAUGUUAAUUCCGAUAUUAAAAAAUCUAAAUAUAUUUAAAUAGGUUUAUUAAAUAUGA
Molecule: messenger RNA, 7404 nt
Organism: Tetrahymena thermophila SB210
Lineage: Eukaryota; Ciliophora; Oligohymenophorea; Hymenostomatida; Tetrahymenidae
Product: WD domain, G-beta repeat protein
Exons: 3
Molecular function (GO): protein binding
Source: RefSeq, a predicted model, not a curated record